CGCCCAAUCGCCCGCAACCAUGUCUCUCCCCGGCCUCACCUUGCCGGGCCUUUCGCUCAGCUCCACCCCUGUCCCCGCCGACAUUCCCGCCCCGUCUGCCCCGCGCACCCACGAGCUCGCACCCGGCACUGAGUACCGCUUCGAAGUCGGCUUCAACAGCACCCUGCUUGUCAAGCUCCUAGGUGGCACCGCCGAGCUGUUCGGCACCGAACUGGCCGUCAAUGCGAAAGAGCCAUAUGUCUUCAAGGGAACCAAAGGUGCCAUCUACACGUGGCACGGCUGCAAGCUGCAAGUCGAAGGCGAGGCAGAGAGCGAGUAUGUGGCCGAGGAGACGCCAAUGGUCGAAUACGCCAACGUACACUUUGCGCUAGAGGGGAUGCGGCAAAAGGCGGAAGCGGCGGCGGCAGCAGCACCGGGCGGCAAGGCCAGCAGCGACGAGGCGCUGGGCCCGCGCGUGCUGGUCGUGGGACCCGAGAACGCGGGCAAGACGUCGCUGCUGCAGACGCUGACGGCGUACGCAGUCAAGAUGGGGCGGCAGCCGGUGGUGGUGAACCUGGACCCGCGGCAGGGGAUGCUGAGCGUGCCGGGGGCGCUGACGGCGGCGGCGGUGGCGUCGGUGCUGGACGUUGAGGAGGGCUGGGGCAGCAGCCCCAUCAAUGGGCCUAGUCCAGUCCCGGUCAAGAUGCCGCUUGUUUAUCACUAUGGCUUGGGCAGUCCGGAUGAUAACGCCAGGAUGUUCAGGGGCCUGGUGACGCGUAUGGCGCUCGCGGUGACGAGCCGGCUCAGCGAGGAUGAGGACGCGCGCGCCGCGGGCUGUCUGAUUGAUACGCCGGGCUCCAUGAGCAUCGAUAGGAGAAGCGUGUAUGAGAAUAUACAGCAUGUGAUCUCCGAGUUUUCAGUCAACGUCCUCCUCGUCCUCGGCUCCGAGCGCCUCUACAGCGACCUCUCACGGCGCUUCUCGCGCCCCGCCAACACCGCAACAGGCGACAGCGCAGUCUCAGUCCUCAAGCUGGACAAGUCGGGCGGGUGCGUCGACCGCGACGAGGCGUACAUGAAAGGACUGCGACAAGCGCAAAUCCGGGCCUAUUUCUUCGGACACGACGCGUCGACGACGCUGUCACCACACACGCACCGGCUCGACUUCAACGCGCUGCACGUGUUCCGCACCGUAGACUCGUCCACAGCCUCGGCGCACGCGUCCUUCCUCCCCGGCGGUGGUGAUGGCGACGACGCAGACGGCAAUGGCGCCGGCGGCCGCCUGUACGAGAAGGCGCGCCCCUCGCUGCUCAUGGUGAAUGGGCUGCUGGCCAUCACGAGCGCCGAGCCCGGCGACAGCCACGAGACGAUCCGCGACAGCAGCGUCGUCGGCUACGUCUACGUCGCUGAUGUCGACGAGGCGAAGCAACAAGUUCGCCUGCUGGCGCCGCUGGCGGGCCAGAUUCCUCGCAAUGCUAUGGUGUUGGGGUCGUGGCCGGAGGAUGUGGCGGGGCUUGUGGGGUAGAGCGGAGGGGGAACGGGGGGAGGCUGUGCCUUGUGCCGGUUGAGAUACCAUUUGUCUUGUCUUCUUGCUUUUUGUCUUUUUGCUGGCUUGGGUAAGGGUGGAGUUUGUGGCGGCGGCGAUGACGAAGUUUGUCUCUCGGACGAGGAUUGAUGAUGUUAUAGCGAUGGCAUGGGAAAAGUAUCAUGAUAGCGUAGAUACGGUAGGUACGAAAACAAAACAAGAGCUGAGGAUACGGAAGCGUUUGUUCGCGACAAAGCUCUUCCAAUCUCUUCAAGACAGC
Molecule: messenger RNA, 1781 nt
Organism: Aplosporella prunicola CBS 121167
Lineage: Eukaryota; Fungi; Ascomycota; Dothideomycetes; Botryosphaeriales; Aplosporellaceae
Exons: 3
Coding region: 20-1501 (493 amino acids)
Biological process (GO): tRNA splicing, via endonucleolytic cleavage and ligation
Cellular component (GO): mRNA cleavage factor complex; nucleus
Molecular function (GO): polynucleotide 5'-hydroxyl-kinase activity
Source: RefSeq, a predicted model, not a curated record